Penaeus monodon (black tiger shrimp) is the source of this 477-nucleotide messenger RNA. Its product is annotated as agrin-like. Bases 1 to 477 code for a protein of 158 amino acids. Gene Ontology annotation, molecular function: laminin binding. The record is from RefSeq and is a predicted model, not a curated record. Gene Ontology annotation, biological process: receptor clustering; G protein-coupled acetylcholine receptor signaling pathway. Lineage: Eukaryota; Metazoa; Arthropoda; Malacostraca; Decapoda; Penaeidae. The transcript has 2 exons.
AUGCCCAGGCCCCCAGGACUGAGAAGGACCAUCCCCGAGCUCCCUGUGGCGUGCCCCGAGCGCCUGAGCCUGGAGGAGCGGGAGGACAGGGCCAACCUCAUCUUCACGGGGCGCAUCGAGUGGCUUCCGGGGGGCAGGAACCGCGUGACCCGGCACAUCGUAGGCGGGGAGGGCGUGGCGGGCGGCGUACGGGUGAAGCGGGUGCUCAAGGGGCGCCGCGACGUGGCCGGCCGCCUGGUGGAGGUGCUGGGUCUCGGGGGCGACGAGGUGUGCAACUCGCACGCCCGCGUCAGGGACACCAAGAUCUUCCUCACGUACCUCGACGACACCAACCACGUGCACCUCAACUCCUCGCUCAUCCGACUCACGCUCAGGAACCUCAGGAAGAUCACCAAGGCCGUGCAAGAGUUCAAUGAUUUUCAAACCAUAGAGCAGGUGUGCUUUGCCGUCUUCAAAUCACAGCUCACACCGCCAUAA